GAUUGUGAAAUUGCCGUAAUCCAGACACUUCCUUGCAUACUAAGGAAGAGGAGGUGUUAAAAGUUCAAACUUGUGCAGGUGAUUUGUGAGAGAGCGAGAAAAAAUGGGCAAGUCCACAGCAACGAAGCAAGCGAUGGUGGUGUUUGGGGCGCUCGCAUUUGGUUGGCUAGCCAUAGAGACGGCUUUCAAGCCGUUCCUCGACAAGGCCAGAGCUGCCAUGGCCAAGUCUGAUCCCAAUCAUGAUCCCGACGACGAGGAGGCGAAUCACACUGAUACUGUCGAUCAAGCCUCCUCUGACGGCGUUGCUGUUGAUUCCUCCGAAGGUAAGUCUGACAAGUAGAAGGAACUAGAUUACUAGAACAUACAUGUAAUCGGAGGUUAAAUAAAGCAAAAGUUUUCUUAGAUGCUCGCGUCUGCAGAAAGUGUCAGAUCUAUUUUCACCAUUUCUCCUCGUAUCUCUCUUUGGUAUUCUGAAAGUUUUCUGAUUUUAGCAGCUCGUA
Tripterygium wilfordii is the source of this 500-nucleotide messenger RNA. Its product is annotated as outer envelope membrane protein 7-like. Bases 104 to 340 code for a protein of 78 amino acids. Gene Ontology annotation, cellular component: chloroplast outer membrane. NCBI's taxonomy places the organism in Eukaryota, Viridiplantae, Streptophyta, Magnoliopsida, Celastrales, Celastraceae. The record is from RefSeq and is a predicted model, not a curated record. The transcript has a single exon.